Molecule: messenger RNA, 2150 nt
Organism: Daphnia pulicaria
Lineage: Eukaryota; Metazoa; Arthropoda; Branchiopoda; Diplostraca; Daphniidae
Product: mannosylglucosyl-3-phosphoglycerate phosphatase-like
Exons: 12
Coding region: 280-2097 (605 amino acids)
Biological process (GO): nucleotide catabolic process
Molecular function (GO): hydrolase activity
Source: RefSeq, a predicted model, not a curated record
UUUUUUUUAAUUUACUUCUUUUGUAGGUUGUGUUUUUGAGGCAACCCUGGUCACGUUUUUGCUAUUUCAUAAGAGGCAGCACUGGUUCUAUCCCGUUUCUUUGCAACAAUCCCGAGGUUGAUCACGAUGCGAAUAAAGUUGUGAAACAUUUUGCUUGAUCUUCAACUUUAUAACAAAAUUGUCUCAACGGAUUCGUUUACAUUUAAACGAAAUUCUAUAAAACAACGAAAAACUGUUCGUCAGCGGCGUAAAAAACUGUAAAAACGAAAAACAGGUGAAAUGUCACCCACGGCGGCCCAUCUGACUGAAGAAAAAACUCUCACCAUUCUUCACUUUAACGACGUGUACAAUGUGGAGUCGGUGAACACGGAGCCUGUUGGCGGAGCAGCUCGUUUCUGCACGGCAUUUAAAUCAUUCUCUCAUUUGCAUCCCUUGGUGUUGUUCAGCGGUGAUGUAUUCGCUCCGUCAUUCAUGAGUACAUUCACCAAAGGAGAGCAGAUGGUUCCAGUCCUAAAUGCCCUAAAUAUUCAAUGCGCGGUCUACGGAAACCACGAAUUCGAUUUUGGUAUUGACGUAUUGAAGCAAAGAGUUGAAGCCACUACGUUUCCCUGGUUAAUGUCCAACGUGAUAGACAACGAGACACGGAGGCCGCUGGCAGAUGGAAAGUCCAGUCUAGUUAUUGAUUGGCACGGAACCCGCAUUGGACUGGUGGGAUUAGUGGAGAAAGAAUGGCUGGACACCCUUUCAGCGGUUGAUCCGGAACAUGUAACCUACACCGAUUACGUAAAAUGUGGCCGUUUAUUGGCGCGCAACCUGAAGGAUAUCCAAGGUUGCAGAACUGUGAUUGCCUUAACUCACAUGCGAACACCUAAUGAUCUCAGAUUGGCUAAAGAAGUAGAAGAGAUCGAUUUAAUCCUUGGUGGUCAUGAUCAUGUUUCAGCAUUUAUAGAGGUGGAAAAUAGGUGCAUCAUCAAGAGUGGAACGGAUUUUCGUCAAUUUUCUGAAAUUACGAUGCGCUUUUCUGGCGAGAAUGAAAAACCAUCAAUCAGUGUUAGGUUAAUGGACGUUACCUCUCAAUAUGACGAAGAUGUGGACCUUAAAAAGGUUUUAGAUGGUUUUGCAGGCGUGAUUGGAGAAAAAAUGGAGGAAGUCUUGGGUGAAUUCACGGUUCCUCUAGAUGGCCGUUUUUCCUCUGUUCGCACUUCUGAAACCAAUUUAGGAAAUUUUAUCUGUGAUAUUAUGGUGGCUGCAACUGAUUCGGACUUGGCUCUUAUCAACUCUGGGACUCUGCGCUCUGACAAGAUACAUCCUCCUGGACCGUUUAAAUUUCGUGAUUUGAACCAGAUUCUUCCCAUGCUGAAUCCUCUAAUCGUCGUCGAAAUUUCCGGCGAGGAUUUACUCGCAACUUUGGAGAACGGUGUUUGCAUGUACCCAAAGUGGGAGGGUCGUUUCUUACAGGUCGGCGGAAUGAGUUUCGCCUUCGAUCCAACAAAACCACCGCUCCAGCGUGUAGACCCGCGAUUCGUUCGCAUCGGCGAUCAGUAUUUGGAGCUCAAAACUAAAUAUCGUUUAGUUUCAAAGGCGUACAUUAUUGCUGGCAAAGACGGAUUCGAUAUUUUGAAAAAGCAAAAAAUCCUGGUUGAUGAAGAAGACAGUUUGCCACUAAACUGUGCAGUGCAAAAUCAUUUCCAGGCUAUUCAGAAGCUUUUAAGAAGACAUAGUUUGGCCCGUUCAAUCGAGAGCGAAUUGCAUCCAGACGGAAUUCCAGCGAAUUGCAUCCCAACCGCUAUUCCAGAAACUGAAUCAAUCCGUCUCCGACGAUGCAGUACAAUCGAAGCUCCAAACGAAGCACUACUUUUUGAAGAUAGCUCAGCUGUAGUUGACGUUGAAGUACCGAUACACAACAGGCCAAGAGCACCAAAACUACAGAGACAAUCCAGUAUGGAAGAAGUGGAGAAAGCUUCUUGCAAAUUGGAACCACGCAUCGAGGGAAGGAUUGUUGUUCUAAAUGAGGAAACACUGGUGCAUCUGUUGAGCGAACGUGAAGCGUGGGAGAAAAGUGUGGCGCGUACCAUCAGGGAAUCCAGUGAAAAUUGAUUCUUUCGUGCUACGGCCUUGUUAUAAGGAUCAAAAUAAUGUUAGAGGCACUA